This is a messenger RNA of Ochlerotatus camptorhynchus, 1721 nucleotides long. RefSeq names its product GDP dissociation inhibitor (gene Gdi). NCBI's taxonomy places the organism in Eukaryota, Metazoa, Arthropoda, Insecta, Diptera, Culicidae. Gene Ontology annotation, cellular component: cytoplasm. Gene Ontology annotation, molecular function: Rab GDP-dissociation inhibitor activity. Gene Ontology annotation, biological process: small GTPase-mediated signal transduction; protein transport; vesicle-mediated transport. The record is from RefSeq and is a predicted model, not a curated record. The transcript is spliced from 3 exons. The coding region runs from base 273 to 1604 and encodes 443 amino acids.
AAGCAGUUUUCUCUCCGUUGACUGCUGGUGGUGUGUCAAAUAUUUUCUCGUCGGCCAAGAGAUAGGAAGUUGCUCGCUGCUGCUGAAAUCGCUGUAUUCGUGGAAAGAAAAAAGGGCAGAAGUGAAAAAAUCCCUCAUCUUUUCCACCUUUUCAGAAAGGAAGUGUAAAAAGUCGGAAAAUUGUCGAGAGUAGUGUCUCGGAAGUGGUCAAACUCGUGGUGUUAGGAAAGUAUACUUUUUUGGUGGUGAAAUAGUGCAAAGAAAAACCAACCAUGGAUGAGGAGUAUGACGCCAUUGUCCUCGGCACUGGACUGAAGGAGUGCAUCCUCAGUGGAAUGUUGUCGGUGUCGGGAAAGAAAGUGCUGCAUAUCGACCGCAAUAAGUACUAUGGUGGCGAGUCGGCCUCGAUCACUCCACUGGAGGAUUUGUUUUCCCGGUUCGGUGUGCAGCUGCCCGAGGGAAAGUACGGCCGCGGACGGGACUGGAACGUCGAUCUUAUUCCCAAGUUCCUGAUGGCAAACGGACUGCUAGUCAAGCUGCUGAUCCACACGGGCGUGACCCGUUACCUGGAAUUCAAGUCGGUUGAGGGCAGCUACGUCUACAAGGGUGGCAAGAUUGCGAAGGUCCCUGUCGACCAGAAGGAGGCCCUUGCGUCCGAUUUGAUGGGCAUGUUCGAGAAGCGUCGUUUCCGCAACUUCCUGAUCUACGUCCAGGACUUUGUUCAGGAUGAUCCCAAGUCCUGGAAGGACUUUGACCCAAUGAGCAAGAGCAUGCAGGACCUGUACGAUCACUAUGGCCUGGACAAGAAUACUCAAGAUUUUGUUGGCCACGCGUUGGCACUGUACCGCGAUGACGACUACCUGUUGGAACCGGCCGUUAAGACGAUCAACCGCAUCAAGCUGUACUCCGACUCGUUGGCCCGUUACGGCAAAUCGCCGUAUCUGUAUCCGAUGUACGGUUUGGGCGAGCUGCCACAAGGUUUUGCCCGUCUGUCGGCCAUCUACGGCGGUACGUACAUGUUGGACAAACCGAUAGAUGAGAUAGUCUACGAUGCCAGCGGAAAGGUCGUCGGUGUGCGCUCCGGCGAGGAAGUGGCCAAAUGUAAACAAGUCUAUUGUGAUCCCACCUAUGUGCCGGAGAAGGUACGCAUCAAGGGCAAGGUGAUCCGUUGCAUCUGUCUAUUGGAUCAUCCGAUUUCAAACACAAAGGAUGCGCUCUCGACGCAGAUCAUCAUUCCGCAAAAGCAGGUCGGCCGCAAGUCGGACAUUUACGUGUCGCUGAUCAGUUCCACACAUCAGGUCUCGGCCAAGGGCUGGUUCAUCGGUAUGGUUUCGACCACGGUGGAGUCUGACAAUCCGGAGGCGGAAAUCAAACCCGGUCUGGAUCUGUUGGGUUCGAUUGCACAAAAAUUCGUCUGCGUUUCGGACUACUACGAACCGACCGACGCUGGGCUGCAAUCGCAGGUGUUCAUUUCGGAAUCAUACGAUGCCACAACGCACUUCGAAACGACCUGUUUGGAUGUGCUGAAUAUCUUCAAACGUGGCACCGGGGAGGAAUUCGAUUUCUCCAAGAUCAAGCAGGAACUGGGCGACGAGGAGCAGUAAAGAAAAAAGAACAAUUAACGGGUGUAUGUGGAAUGAAGGAAAGUUAUACCUAGGUGGCCCUCUUCCUAGCAAAAAGUGGAAAUCAGCUUCUCUCAGAAGAAUAUUAAUUGCGAUUAA